Musca domestica (house fly) is the source of this 2143-nucleotide messenger RNA. RefSeq names its product splicing factor Cactin. Gene Ontology annotation, biological process: mRNA cis splicing, via spliceosome. Lineage: Eukaryota; Metazoa; Arthropoda; Insecta; Diptera; Muscidae. The record is from RefSeq and is a predicted model, not a curated record. Gene Ontology annotation, cellular component: cytoplasm; spliceosomal complex. Gene Ontology annotation, molecular function: protein binding.
UUUUUGGUCUUUAUUUCAACGGCGGCGAAAUUUUUAUAUGAGCUUUGUAAUUUAGUUGUGCCCAUCAUUAUUGUUUGGAACUUGCGGGUGGGUGAAACGUUUACAUCUUCACAGGACUCACACAGGAAUAAUGCCGAAAGAAAAGAAGCACAAGAAAGAUAGCCAUGGAGAUCGACAUCGCAGUCAUAAGCAUAAAUCGAAACAUAAAUCCAAAUCAAAAAAGAAAUACCGCUCCUCCUCUUCAUCGUCAUCCUCAUCUUCCUCGUCAGAAGACGAGUCUAUGCCUAAAAACAUUCAACUCCUGAAAGCUUUGGAGGAGCGGCGCUUAAUGGAAGAACGUGAGAAGAAACGCAUGAAGGAGGAAAUGAAAGCAAAAGAAACUCCCGAACAGAAACGUGAACGACGUUUACGAGAAAAGGAAGCUAAGGAGUUGAGACGUAAACAACGCAUGGGCUGGGACAAUGAAUAUCAAACAUACACCGACCAGGACAAUCCUUUUGGUGAUUCAAAUCUGACAUCCACUUUUGUUUGGUAAAAGUUGCAGAAACAAGGUCUCAAAGAUGCUCCCCUGCAAACGGUUGAAGCCAUUAACCGGCAAAAGCAAAUGGAAAAUAAAAUUGAGCUGGAAAAAGUAAAGAAGCGACGCUUGGAAAGAGAAAGGGAAAGACAACAACGGGAGGAGGAAAUGAUCUUACAACAAAGAGAAAAGGAGGCAGCCCAAUUUCAUGAAUGGGAAAAGCAGGAAGAUCAAUUUCAUUUGGAACAAGCACGUUUGCGGAGCGAAAUACGUAUUCAAGACGGUCGGGCAAAGCCCAUUGAUCUGCUUGCUCAAUAUAUCAACGAUUCAAAAUUAGAAGAUGCCAUUGAGAUGCAAAUGCAUGAACCCUACUUCAUCCUCAAUGGAUUGAACAUAAAGGAUUUAGAAGAUCUCUUGGUCGACAUAAAAGUUUACAUUGAACUGGAAAAGGGCGAACACAUUGAUUUUUGGAAUGAUAUGACCAUCAUAGUUGAAGAUGAACUGCAUAAGCAAAGGAAACAAGCAGAGCAUGACGAGGCCGUGAGUUCGCGCAGGGAAGGAAUACACGAGAGUGUGGUUAAGGACGUCUCGGCCACGUUCCGCAACAAGACGAUAACCCAACUAGAUGAGUUAAGGGCCAAAAUUGAGAGCAAAAUCGAUUCCCGCACUGAAGGCGUUGAUAUAAGUUAUUGGGAAAAUAUUCUAUCUCAACUCAAAGCUCAUAUGGCCAGGGCAAGACUUAGGGAUCAUCAUCAAAAGAAAUUGAGAGAGAAACUGGACCUGCUGAAAACCACAUCGAUCAAAGAAGAAGCGAAAGAACUUAGUUCAACUGAGUCUCCCCGCAACACAGACGUCAGAGAUGAAGAAAAUGAGGAUACUGCGCCAGAACUUUUCGAAAGUGAUUGUUUCGCACUGUACGAUGAAGGUGGAUAUAGCCCUACGUACAUACCAUUUGAGUCGCAAGGAUCGCUUAAUGUUAUCGACGAAGAGGAAGAUGAAAUUAAUUUGAAAACAUUAAGACAACAGCUGCUGGAAAUAAACCAAGAGUCCAGCAUGACACAAGAGUUGGCAAAAAUGCGGCAGGAGGCGCGUAAGGGAAUGUCCAAUGAUGAAGUUGAGUUUUCUGUUGAAAUGCCAUGUGACAACUCAUUGGCCAUACAAUUGGCAACAGAUAAGUAUCGACCGCGUAAGCCUCGAUAUUUCAAUCGAGUACACACCGGAUUCGAAUGGAAUAAAUACAAUCAGACACAUUACGAUAUGGAUAAUCCGCCACCCAAAAUUGUACAAGGUUAUAAAUUCAAUAUAUUCUACCCCGAUUUGAUUGACAAAUCGAAAACUCCACAAUAUUUCCUCACACAAUGUGAAGAUAAUCCGGAUUUUGCAAUUUUGCGAUUUCGUGCCGGCCCACCUUACGAGGAUAUUGCCUUUAAAAUUGUCCACCGUGAGUGGGAGUUCAGCUAUAAACGUGGUUUUCGUUGCCAGUUUCAUAACAAUAUAUUUCAGUUGUGGUUCCAUUUCAAACGUUAUAGAUAUCGCAGAUAAGUUUACAAUUUUAACAACUUUAUUCAGUGUUUAUAUUUAAUUUAUUUGAAUGUAUAAAUGCAAAUAAAAUAUUUGUAAAUGUAA